AUGAAUGCUACCGGCAAUGGCCACGUCGGCUUGCUGGGAUGUUACUUGGCUGCAUUGUGGCGCAAAGGCUGCUCAGGAUGUGCCAUAGGCGGCCCAACCUCCUUUGGCGACGUCCAAUCUCCCAUCUUUCUCCUGUCUAAUGGCAUACGAGCUUCUGCCAGCAUCUCGAUUGAUGCCGUGUUUGCAGUCAUGAAAGAGCGACAUACAUCCGACAAUGAAGCCAACUCAGCGGUAUGUCAUGUUAUUCAGGACGGACAGAUUGUGGACAGGAAAUGGGCAGAUAUCACUCAAGAGCCUGCAAGUGAACCUUCGAGCGGCAUUUGUUACGUGGAGACCACGAGUAUGGAUGGAGAAACAAACGUCAAGCUGCGACAAGCUGUGGCUGCUACGAUGAACGCAUUGUCAAACCCGGCAGAACUGGCCGUGCUGCGCGGUGUCGUCAAAUGUUAA
Molecule: messenger RNA, 450 nt
Organism: Peronospora farinosa
Lineage: Eukaryota; Oomycota; Peronosporomycetes; Peronosporales; Peronosporaceae
Source: the annotation of a GenBank genome assembly